Molecule: messenger RNA, 6780 nt
Organism: Striga asiatica
Lineage: Eukaryota; Viridiplantae; Streptophyta; Magnoliopsida; Lamiales; Orobanchaceae
Source: the annotation of a GenBank genome assembly
AUGCUUUUCGACGAGCCAAGUGAACCAUUGGCCACUGCCACUCGAAAGUGGGGCCGCCGUUCGUCUCUUCACUCCCCCUUUGACAAACUCCGUCGGUGCUCGACCCUCCGCUGUCGGUGCCCGACAAAUCGAGUUCCCACCGUCCAGUCACCGCCAGCCGGUGGUCCGCAAUUAGUCGUCGGAAAAGUUAGGGCGGAAGGGACGAUGGGUCGUCCCGAACCCUGUGUGCUCUACGCACACACAUUUGUUCACCCCCACCUCGAUGAAUAUGUCGACGAGGUGGUAUUUUCGGAGCCUGUAGUCAUCACAGCCUGUGAGUUCCUUGAGCAGAAUGCUUCGUCAUUAUGUACUGCAGUGAAGCUUGUCGGGGGCACUUCACCUCCAUCAUUUGCUCUGGAAGUUUUUAUUCACUGUGAAGGAGAGACGAGAUUUAGGCGUUUGUGCUUGCCUUGUUUGUACUCUCAUUCAUCAUCAAAUGUGCUUGAGAUUGAGGCUGUGGUUACAAAUCAUUUGGUUGUGAGAGGCAGCUACCGUAGCCUGAGCAUGGUCAUAUAUGGGAACACAGCAGAAGAUCUUGGCCAGUUUAACAUAGAUGUUGAUCUAGACAGCUCACUGACUGAUACUGUUAGUGCUGUUGAGGGAAACCUGGAAGAUCUGCCUCCUGCUUUUCAUCCCAAUAUGUCCACAAUAAAGGAACUCAUAUCGCCCUUGAAGAUAUUAUCUCGACCAGCAGCCAUCUUGGAUAUUCCGUUUGAAUUAAGAAGAUUCCUGGUGUUAGUUUUUAAAAGUUUGGACUCUCAGAACCUGGGUGAAGCAGCGGAUAAAGUUAUCAGCUCAUUGUUAUUGGUGGCCUCAAGGUAUAGAACCCGUGGCUCAUCUCACGAGCAUGUUGAUCCAAAGCAGCUGGCGCCUGGUACUGUGAUUAGUGGUUUGGAUGAUCACACUCUUAUUGAAGCAGAACAGGAACUUUUGGGUCUAUAUAAUAAACUUCAGAAAGAAUCUGGGGAUCUAUCCGCCGAACUUUCAGCAGAAAGCUUGUUUCUUGAUUCCAAGGAAGGUGAUGUUACGUCCAAAGAACUGGUGGAAAUUUUACACCAGCAUUUUGAUUUUUGUGGCGGCAUUGGAAAUGUGGGAUAUUCACAUAUUUCACAGAAUAAGAAUACAAUUCUGUGGUUGAGCAUGGCAACUUUGUUCUGCUCUGCUAGGGAGAGUUGUUUUCACUUUGUUAACUCUGGUGGCAUGAAGCAGCUGGGAUAUGUUUUUGCUCACCGAAUGAAAAUUUCUACUACUCUUGCAUUGUUGCUUCUUGGAGUCAUUGAGCGAGCUACUUCGCAUUCAGUUGGAUGUGAAGGUUUUCUAGGAUGGUGGCCUCGGGAAGAUGAAAGAAUACCAGACGGCACUAGUGAAGGGUAUAAUCAGUUGUUGAAGAUGUUGUUAGAGAAUCAGAGGCAUGAUGUUGCCUCUCUUGCAACGUAUUUACUUCAUCGCUUGCGUCUUUAUGAAGUUGCUUGCAGAUAUGAGUGCAUAGUAUUAUCCAUACUAGAGGGCAUAUCAGCUGUUGGCCAAGUCACAAAUUCUACUGUGGAUAUGCUUGCGAGUGCUAAAGUGCAACUAAAGAAACUGCUGAAAUUGAUACAGCUGAGUGGUCCAAUUGAUGAUCCUUCUCCAACAGCUGCGGCAAGCAGAUUUUUUAUACUUGGAGAUACUGGACAGUUGGCAUAUAAGACAACCGUUGUCUUGAUUAAUCAAUCAAAUUGUGGCUUUUUGAAUUGGGACAUAGACGCACAUUUACUUUCCCUUUUGAAGGAGAGAGGUUUCCUUCCCUUAUCAGCUGCUUUGCUGUCAUCUUCUGUUUUACGAUCUGAAACAGGGCAUGCAACAGACUUGUUUUUGGACAUUGUAUUGCAUAUUGAAGCAAUAAUUCUAUUGCUGCUUUUUUGUCGCUCAGGAUUAAAUUUCCUUUUACACGACCUUGAAGUUUCUUCUACCAUUAUCCAUGCUUUGCGUGGUAUCGAGGAUGUUCAGAAGGAAGAUUUGCUUUCACUUCGUUUUGCACAUGUCUUGAUGUCUAAAGGGUUUUUUAUUUCCCCAAAGGAAGUUGGACAGAUAGUUGAGAUGCAUAUGAGGGCAUUAAUUGCCAUAGAUAGCUUAUGCAAGUUGACCCCAAACACUGAAGAGUUUUUAUGGGUGCUUUGGGAUCUCUGUCGUCUCGCCAGGUCAGAGUGUGGACGUCAGGCUCUAUUGGUCUUGGUGAAUUUCCCCGAGGCUCUCAAAGUCUUAAUGGCUGCUUUACAUUCUGGAAGGGAACUUGAUCUUGUUUCUUUGAGCACUGGAUUGUCACCUUUAAACCUUGCAAUCUUUCACGCCGCUGCUGAGAUUUUUGAAGUUAUUGUAACCGAUUCUACUGCAACUUCUCUGAGAUCUUGGAUUAACCAUGCGAAGGAACUGCAUAUAGCCUUGCAUUCCUCCUCCCCAGGUUCCAACAAGAAAGAUGCUCCUGCACGGCUGUUGGAGUGGAUAGACGCUAGUGUAGUUUACCAUAGAAAUGGUGCAAUUGGACUCUUACGAUACGCUGCCGUUUUGGCUUCUGGAGGAGAUGUUCACAUGGCCUCAAACAGUGUUUUGGCUUCUGAUAUGAUGGAUGUCGAUAAUGUUGUAGGGGAAUCUUCCAAUAGUUCUGAUGGUAAUGUUGUUGAUAAUCUAAUUGGAAAACGGAUAACUGAGAAGGAUUUUCCUGGUGUCAUUCUUCGUGACUCCUCCAUAGCCCAGCUCACCACAGCAAUUCGAAUUUUGGCAUUCCUUUCGGAUAAUUCGGUUGUUGCUGCAACUCUCUAUGAUGAAGGUGCUGUUAUGGUCAUCCAUGCUGUUUUGAUCAACUGCAAACAAAUGCUGGAGAGGUCAUCCAAUAUUUAUGAUUACCUUGUUGAUGAGGGUGGAGAGGGCAGUUCAACAUCUGAUUUGCUUGUAGAACGUAAUCGAGAAAAGAGUUUGCUCGAUCUUCUGAUACCUUCGAUGGUUCUGCUGAUCAAUUUGUUACGGAAGUUACAGGAAGUGAAAGAGCAACACAAGAACACAAAACUGUUGAAUGCACUCCUACAGUUGCACCGAGAAGUGAGCCCCAAGUUAGCUGCCUGCACGACAGAGUUAUCUCAUUCUUGCCCUGAGUUUGUGCUUGGUCUUGGAGCUGUUUGCCAUCUUAUUGCAUCUGCACUAGCAUGUUGGCCAGUUUACAGUUGGACUCCCGGCCUUUUUCAUUUUGUUUUGGACAGUCUUCACGCAACUUCAUCAUUGGCACUGGGUCCCAAGGAAACUUGCAGUUUACUUUGCCUGCUGAAUGAUUUGUUUCCGGAUGAAAGUAUUUGGCUGUGGAAGAAUGGGAUGCCAAUGCUGAGCCCCUUGAGAGCAAUUGCCUGUGGGACAAUACUGGGCCCAGAAAAAGAGAAACAAAUCAAUUGGUAUCUGAAUCCUGGAAAUCCUGAGAAGCUAGUUUCUCAAUUGUCUCCACAACUUGCGAAACUUGGAGAGAUAAUUUUACAUUGUGCUGUCAGUAUGUCAGUCGUCAUACAAGAUGCUCUACGUGUGUUGGUGAUUCGGAUUGCAUAUCUGAAUCUUGAUUAUGCUUCACAAAUGGUGAAACCUAUAAUAUCAUGGAUCAGUCAUGGCCUCUUAGAGGCAUCAAUAUUAUCUGAUGUGGAUGCUUACAAGGUUCACCAAUUACUGAAGUUUGUUGCUAUCUUGUUGGAGCAUCCAUAUGCUAAGCGGCUACUGUUGAAAGCAGAUGCCUCUCAGAUGUUUAAGAAAGUGCUCCAGAAGUGUAUUGAAGCGGCCAAUUAUGAUGCUAGGUUGGCCCAAGAAUACCCAAAAUAUGAAUUUUCACAUCUUACUUGGUGCGUUCCGGUGUUCCAGUCAAUCUCAUUGAUUAAUGACGGUCGAGCAUCAAUGAAGUAUCCUGGAGCACACGACAGGAAAGUUCCGGAUAGUUUUACAGAUGAAGAAUGCGUCACAUUCUGUUCAUAUCUCGUUCGAUUUUGCAUGGUUUUGCCACUCGGAAAAGAAUUACUUGCCUGUUUGUCUGCUUUCAAAGACAUGGUUUGUUACACUGAAGGCCAAAAUGCUUUACUCACUGUGGUGAAGCAUAUUCAGUUAUCUGCAGUUCAGGACUCUGAGUCUCAGACUAAACAUGCAGCCAAUGCAAGUUGGGGUGUUAUAUGUGCAUCUGAGUGGGGACAUCCACCAAUGUUAUGCUGCUGGACCAAUUUGAUAAGGUUGUUUGAAUCUAAUGAUGUUCCUGCCAUAGAAGUUGCUAAAGCAAUGUACUUGCUAGCUUCAGGCAUGUUGGGCUUUUGUAUGAAUGGGGAAAGUGUGAAACCAGAGAGAGUUGCUGCUAUGAAAUUACUUUUUGGCAUGAAGAGUGACGCUUCUUCAGAAAGCUUUGUCGAAGAAAACCUAAAGCACAUUGAGGAGCUCUCAAAUGUAUUACUAGAAUCCGAUAAGGACUUCGAAUCUACAUCUCACGAUCUUCCGACACUGCAUCAGAUCAAGGAGACAUUGAAGUUGUUCCUUCUUUUGUUACAAACAUCCACAACAGACGAAACACAUCCCAACCUUGCCGAAGCUUAUGCCUCCUUAUCUCCUCAUCCCCUCUCCACAAGGCUACACAAAUUCUCACACACAAGCAAGGAUCGCAUAGAAGACCACAUCAUCCCAGACGAACUCAACCCCACCUUCUCCUGGGAAUGCCCCGAGAAUCUCCGCACCCGAAUGACUCAAACGGACCUCUCAGCCAAGCGAAAAAUUUCCUCACUCGACCCGCCUAACCGUCUCACACGCGGAGACAACUCCGCACCAGAGCCCGCCUCCCGUGGGCCCGCGGCCCAAUCCUCCUCCCUCCAAGGCCCAACUCGCAGGGACACUUUUCGUCAGCGCAAGCCCAACACCAGCCGCCCCCCUUCAAUGCACGUGGACGAUUAUGUCGCGAGAGAACGCAACACAGAUAGCGCCAGCCCAAACGUGAUUGCCGUCCCUCGAAUCGGGUCCUCGGGUGGCCGCCCGCCGUCCGUCCACGUGGACGUCUUCAUGGCUCGUCAGAAAGAGCGCCAGCUUAUCGCAGGCGCUUCGAACGACUCGCCCGCGCAGUCCAAGUCAGCUUCGGCUGUGGAUAAUGACAACAAAUCGAACAAAUCACAGUCAACAUCAUUGAAACCCGAUUUGGAUGACGAUCUCCAGGGGAUUGACAUCGUGUUCGAUGCCGAGGAAGUCGAGCCGGACGACAAGCUGCCUUUCCCGCAGCCCGACGACGAUAAUCUGCCGCAGCCUGGGCGCGUGGUAGUUGCAAUGGGGUCCCCUCCUCAGUCCAUAGUCGAGGAGACUCCGGAGAUUAUGCCGUUGGCGCGUGAGCCGAGUAUUUCGUCUGAUAAGAAAUUCGCGGAGGAUCCUAAGAGGACGAUUGAUUCGUCUGGUUCUUCUUCGAGUAGGUUCCCUGUUGAUUCGCGAGUGGUGCCGAACUUGUACCCUAACAAGGCUGUGGGGUCCACGGGGUUUGGGGUUUUCUAUGACCAUAAGUUUCCUUUGAGUCAACCUCCGCUGCCCCCAAUGCCGCCUCCCCCAACUGUCUCGCCCGUGAUGUCUCAGAAUGUGGAACCUGUUAUGGCGGCGCCAGCUCAGUUUCUACCGGGAUAUCAUGUUCCGUCAGAUUACAUGUCUUCCAUGCCAAGCAGUUCAGCAUCGCCGCCAAUCUCAACCUCGAUGCCUGACAUGAAAUUCGGACGGCAAUCUCUCUCUUCCCCUUUGGUGGGCCCCACAACAAGACCCCCUCCCCCACUCCCUCCCACCCCACCCCCUUAUUCCUCAAACUCCUCUCUCAAAAACUCCGCCUCCCCAUCCCCACAGUAUUUCCCGCCCGUCCGCAACACAACCGACCUUCAGCAGGCCUCGGCCCAGCGCCUGCUUUUUCGACCCAGCUCAAUGCCCGUUAACCUUUAUGCCAGCAACUUAGUUCAGCAUCCAGGGGAAAACUUACCGAACAUCCCUCAAAAUCUUCCAGUGCCGUUGCCUUCAUUUAACCCUUUACCGAAUCUUACUCAGUUACAGCCUUUGCAGCCGCCACAAAUCUCUCGACCUCCACCUCAGCACCUUAGGCCACCUGUCCAGCCCUCACAGUCCGAUCAAGGGGUAUCUUUAUUGCAAAGCUCGUUACAAAUUCAAACUCAAUCGUCUCAAGUGGUACAGCAGGCCCAAGUGUCACCUGCUCAUGCGUACUAUCAAACCCCACCACAGGAGAGCACUUCACAUUCUCUGCCCCAGCCGCAAGAUUCGGGGAUGUCUCUACAAGAAUUUUUUAGGUCUCCUGAAGCUAUUCAGUCUCUUUUGAGUGAUCGGGACAAACUCUGUCAGCUUCUGGAGCAACAUCCAAAGUUGAUGCAGAUGUUACAGGAGCGACUUGGUCAAUUGUAGUGGCAGUCGGGCACUAUCUGAGGAUACACACAAAUUACCAUGAAAAAGUCGGCAUUUUUUCCCGCCUUUUGUAUUUACGGAAUGUACUCUAUCAAAGUCGAACUGUAUUAUUUUAUUUUUGCUUGAGAUGUAAACUGAGUAGGUUAAUUGUUGUAUGUUUGUCCUUUUAAACCUUUUUUUUCUGUCUGUAUGGUUUAUUAGUGCUUCGAUGGGUUUCCUUGUCCGGCUUAUGUUGCGAUGCAGAACAGUAGGAUAUCAUAUAUGAGAGAUGUAAAUAAUCUCGUGUACAUUAUUAGUAUGCCCAUCUUUNUAUAUCAUCAAUUUUUU